UCCCGACAUGCUCUCGGCCAGUGUUUGGGGGGCGGAGACGCCUUUCCAGUUUCAACGACAGCGGGACCGAAGAGCAGCGUUGCAGAAGAGGUCCUUGAUAUUUUAAGACAUAAUAUGGAGAAUGAGAACUCUAAGAUCCCGCAGUACAUUUUUUCACGCAGCAAAACAAAUUGUAUUCUCAAAGACACGCAGAUGAAACCUUUGAAAGAAGCUGAUUUAAAUUUUGCUGCAAGCGUUCCUGUUCCUUUUGCCUCCAAAGACACAAACCAAAGGCUCCCAAAGUCAUCUAAAAAUGUACCACAACCACCUAAAAAAACUGCGACAACUGUGCACAGCCCCACAAACCGAUACAGAAGAGAGGCAGAUCUCAGGAACAAGAACAAGCUGCUGGAGUCUGUUAAAUAUGAACUGAAUACAAAAUUGUCAGCAGUCCAGAAGGAGAUAAAAGAGAUGAAAGAACAAUAUAGUAGUCUGGAGAAAGAAAACCAGGCGUUGAAAAGAUUUCAGGAAAGCUGCAUGUUGAUCUUGGAAACAAGGAAUUGUGACUCGGUUGCAGAAGAAAACAUCUUGGAAAAAGAAGAGAAGUAUAAGGAGACACAGAAGGAGAUAAUGGACUUAUCCGAGAAACUCAAUCGUGAUCUUGAACUAUUUAUCCAAAUGACUAAUGAGCAGAAAGAGAUAUUUCGGAAUACACAAAUGAAGUGGAAGCAAAUAGAGGAAGAGGAGGCCCACUUCUUAGAGCAGCAGCAACAUUUCAAUAAAGAAAUGGAAGAUCUCUUUGCCAGCUUGGAUAAGGAUGACCAGUUCUUGAAUUAAUCAUACAAAGGGCUGCAACAUGGACUCCUGCGUUGCUCUGCUUUAGCAUUUUUGUCAAAGCACUUUCAAUGAUCAAUUACUUUGUUUUUGUAUUGUUGAAGGCUUUCAUGGCCGGAAUCACUGAGUUGUUGUAACAACCCAGACUUUGUCUUUUUCAAGAUAACAUUUGAUUAAACUGUUUAAUGGGUUCAAAGCCAAGGAUCAAGGGUCUCUUUUGAUUCAACUUCUGAGUCUCUAUGUCAUUUUAUUUUACUGUCUAUCUCUCUUUGUCAUGUGAUUAAUAGUAUUUGUUUCUAAAUCCUUCUCAUCCAAGGAGCUGCUGACUUGGAAUAUUUAGUUUAAAGUAGACAGAGUUUAAAACAAUGCACUGCCUUUCAAUGUUUCAAGCCUUUCCAAUUAAAAAUAUAUUUGCUUCCUAAAAAGUUAUUAUAUUUAUUUGUAUUCCACUUUCCUCUCAAAAUUAGGACUCAAGGUGUCUUACAGUCUCAAAGAGCAAUACUGCUGAAAAAAUACAAAGAAGUACAUUUAAAUGGAAUUAUACUAGUAACCAAUGCCAUAUUUUAUUGAUUGUAAGAUGCCAUUGAGUCUAAGGUGCAGCCUAAUUUAGGAGUUUCAAUUUUGGAGGAAAGUUUUCUGAAUUUCUAAGGAUGAAUUUUAAGAAUCCAAUAACACGUUGAAAUAUUGGAAAAGCUAUUUUGCUGGAGUAACAAUAGAUUUCAAUGUAAUAAUAAAAGUGAAUACAGAGAAA
Molecule: messenger RNA, 1564 nt
Organism: Anolis sagrei ordinatus
Lineage: Eukaryota; Metazoa; Chordata; Lepidosauria; Squamata; Anolidae
Gene: KNSTRN
Product: kinetochore localized astrin (SPAG5) binding protein
Biological process (GO): spindle organization; mitotic sister chromatid segregation; regulation of attachment of spindle microtubules to kinetochore
Cellular component (GO): centriolar satellite; microtubule plus-end; mitotic spindle
Source: RefSeq, a predicted model, not a curated record